UCAUCUUCACUUAUUCGUUUACAAUGCGUUCUGCUAUCUGCGUCGUCGACAAAAUUUUAACUUUUAAUUUUGUUAAUAGCACCUACAACAUCUUUGGAUGUAGUCAACGCAGUUGGCAGACACGAUUGAUACAUUCCUUUAAGAUGCAGCCCCGUUAUUUGAAACAAGCUGAGGCAAUUAAACUAGACGAGGAGCUGUUUAAUUAUUUUGGGGUUGAACAAUUAAUGGAACUGGCUGGAUUAAGCUGUGCAUCAGCAAUAGCAGAAGAAUACCCAGAAUCCAAAAAUGUUUUAGUUGUUGUAGGUCCUGGGAAUAAUGGUGGGGAUGGACUUGUGUGUGCAAGACAUUUGAAAAUGUUUGGUUACCUUCCAGAGAUCUUUUAUCCUAAACGCCCUGCCAAAAUUCUGUAUGAAAAUCUAACGAAGCAGUGUGAGCUGUUUGAAAUUCCAUUUCUGUCAUCAUUUCCUGGCCAUGAGGAGCUAAACACAAAAUAUUCACUUAUUGUGGAUGCAUUAUUUGGCUUUAGCUUUAAACCCCCCAUUCGACAAGAAUUUUGUGAGGUUAUUAACACCAUGGUACAAACAUCAACACCAUGUUGCAGCAUUGAUAUUCCUAGUGGAUGGGAUGUUGAAAAUGGACCAGUUGAUCCGGCGAAUCAUAUUAAACCUGCGAUGCUGAUUUCUUUGUCUGCGCCGAAAUUGUGUGCAACUUUUUUUCGAGGCAUCCAUUAUUUAGGAGGUCGCUUUAUUGCCCCUGCAUUAGCUACAAAAUAUGAGCUCGAUCUACCAAAUUAUCCUUCGACGCAAAAUUGCGUGCGGCUGUGAUAGAUUAUUAAACUGGGAAAUUAUAAGCAUCUUUAAAUAUAAGGCAAAGGAGCGAGAAUAUCCGAACAAAAAAGAAUUCCCGUAGAAGCUUAAGAAUUUUCAGUUAUGCAAUAGAAGAAAAAAGGCGUGCGUACAUUCAGGUAUAUCCAGGUAUCCCAUUCGUCUGUCAUAUUUUAUUUCAUCCACUAUUUUUCCGUUCUUCGCUCACUUGAAUCGCCCACUGUAAUUCUGCUACUUUUUUUUAUUUGCCUUUAAUUCGCUCACUAGCAUCGCUCACUGUAAUUCUCCUACUUUUUUUACUUGCCUUUAAUUCGCCCACUAGCAUCGCUCACUGUAAUUCUGCUACCUUUUCAUUUGCCUUUAAUUCGCCCACUAGCAUCGCUCACUGUAAUUCUGCUUCUUAUUUUGAUUUGCCUUCAAUUCGCCCACUAGCAUCGCUCACUGUAAUUCUGCUACCUUUUCAUUUGCCUUUAAUUCGCCCACUAGCAUCGCGCACUGUUAUCAUAUUACCUAUCGCUCACUAAUCACCGCUCUCGCCCAACACUUGUUCGCUUAUAUGACAUUCUCUCGAGAUGGGAUCCUGUAAAUCACCAGAUGUACGCACGCCAAUACAUAUUUGUAUUGCGAACUCUUAUAUACCGUUGAUUUCAUGAGGAAACUGCGUUAACAACGACCCCAGUACCAUUUUUCUUCCUUUUAUAAAGUAAAAUAAAACAUUUUGGGGAAAAAACAGAUGAACUUUGAAGGGAAUUUGAUGCGCUACCGAUUGCAUAAUUGAAAAUAAACACAAAAGUGAUAUUGACAAUUACAAAUGAAAGAAACCUACAAAAUACCUAUCUCGAAUGCGAAUUUCACGCAAUCUAGUCUCAGCCGUAGCGGCGGUGCUUAACCAUGUGCCUGACGUUUUUCAUUUCUGGCUUUCCUCAUGCA
This is a messenger RNA of Daphnia carinata, 1754 nucleotides long. It is a transcript of the gene Naxe, whose product is annotated as NAD(P)H-hydrate epimerase-like. Gene Ontology annotation, molecular function: NAD(P)HX epimerase activity. The record is from RefSeq and is a predicted model, not a curated record. NCBI's taxonomy places the organism in Eukaryota, Metazoa, Arthropoda, Branchiopoda, Diplostraca, Daphniidae. Gene Ontology annotation, cellular component: mitochondrion. Bases 24 to 824 code for a protein of 266 amino acids. The transcript is spliced from 6 exons.